This is a messenger RNA of Carassius auratus (goldfish), 3805 nucleotides long. Its product is annotated as solute carrier organic anion transporter family member 3A1-like. Gene Ontology annotation, biological process: transmembrane transport; prostaglandin transport; sodium-independent organic anion transport. The transcript is spliced from 10 exons. Gene Ontology annotation, cellular component: basolateral plasma membrane. The coding region runs from base 493 to 2496 and encodes 667 amino acids. Gene Ontology annotation, molecular function: protein binding. NCBI's taxonomy places the organism in Eukaryota, Metazoa, Chordata, Actinopteri, Cypriniformes, Cyprinidae. The record is from RefSeq and is a predicted model, not a curated record.
UAUUUUGAAUACAGUAGUCGGUAAAGCAUUCAGCUUACGAUGCCUUCCGCACAGCGCCUCUACCGAGAUAAUGUACGUGUCGCUACUGUACAAGACAGCUUUCCUAGUAGAAGCGCUCACAUAUCAGUCCUACUGACCGAGGCGGAGAAUCAAACCUGCGGACAAGAGCGAUGGUGACGGGAUACGAGCAAACACUAACACGACAGGAACUUGGACAGUCUCAGAGGGAAAGAAAGAUGUUUGGAGUAAAAACCAGCGACGUUUUAUCCGCCUUUUUUGCGAUAGAGUGCACAGGAGAAGAGUUUAGAUCGGCUUCAUUCAUCGGCGGAGUUUCAAUGAAAAGUCUACAAGCUGUCACACAGCGCGGAGUCUGACUGUCAACAACAGUCAACAACAGUCAGUGCUAGAGACAUAAAGACACGCUUGAUUUAGCGUUUAUUCUCCGUUUACAAUAGUUUAUAUCUGCGUUUCUAGGCUGUUGGAUUGCUCAGGAUGCAGGUGAAAAAGCAGAGAAGCCCCGAGGACCCAGCGCAGGAUGAUAUGAAGAAAAAGCCCUCAUGUUUCUCAAAUAUUAAGAUAUUUUUAGUGGCGGAAUGUGCUCUGAUGUUGGCGCAGGGCACAGUGGGCGCAUACUUGGUGAGCGUGCUGACCACGCUGGAGCGGCGCUUCAAUCUUCAGAGCGCUGAUGUGGGCGUCAUCGCCAGCAGCUUUGAGAUCGGCAACCUGGUCUUCAUUCUCUUCGUUAGUUAUUUUGGUGCUAAAGCCCACCGCCCUCGGUUAAUUGGCUGUGGGGGCAUUGUCAUGGCUUUGGGAGCACUGCUCUCUGCGUUACCGGAAUUCCUCACCAGUCAGUACACAAUCACAGACUCGUGGAGCAAGGAUCAGGGGCGAGACGUGUGCUCCAACACCUCGAGAGCUGAUGAACCGUGUGGCAGUAAAGCCAACACCAACAUGAUGUACCUGCUUCUGAUUGGAGCCCAGAUGCUGCUGGGUAUUGGUGCCACACCUGUUCAGCCCCUAGGUGUGUCUUACAUAGACGAUCAUGUGCGGAAGAAGGACUCCUCUCUCUAUAUAGGUAUACUCUUUUCCACACUGGUGUUUGGACCUGCUUGUGGUUUCAUCUUGGGAUCUGUCUGUACCAACUUUUAUGUGGACGCUUUGUUCAUCGACACGACUAAGUUGGACCUCACUCCUGAUGACCCCCGCUGGAUCGGUGCGUGGUGGGGAGGCUUUCUCCUCUGCAGCGUCUUACUCUUCAUCUCGUCCCUCUUCAUGUUCGGGUUCCCCCAGUCUCUGCCCGGCAAGGAGGUGGAGGGAGGUCUUGAGAGCGAACAGGCCAUGCUGCCCUCGUCUUUACCCCAGGAUCCUGAGAAAUCCAAGCCAAGCAAUGGAGUCCUGCAGAACUGCCAGCCCAGCGGCAACAGCCUGUCCUGCUGCCAGCAGAUCCGAGUUAUUCCCAAGGUGACCAAGCACCUGCUGUCAAACCCAGUGUUCACGUGUAUUGUGUUAGCUGCCUGUAUGGAGAUUGCUGUUGUCGCUGGCUUUGCUGCCUUCCUGGGCAAAUAUCUGGAGCAGCAGUUCAGCCUCACCACCAGCUCUGCUAACCAGCUGUUGGGGAUGACGGCCAUCCCGUGCGCCUGUCUGGGCAUUUUCCUGGGAGGUUUGCUGGUGAAGAAGCUGAACCUGUCUGCUCUGGGAGCGAUUCGGAUGGCCAUGCUGGUCAAUCUGAUCUCCACGGCCUGUUACGUGUCCUUCCUCUUCCUGGGCUGUGACACAGGACCUGUCGCUGGGGUGACCGUCGCCUAUAGCAACAAGACACUGCAAGUAGGCCAGAGGCCGGAAGACCCCUGCAUGAGUCACUGUAACUGCUUCACUUCGUCUGUUAGCCCCGUUUGUGGCUCCAAUGAUGUGACCUACUUGUCCGCCUGUUUCGCUGGCUGCACCAGAGCCAACAGGACAGGAUGUGCGUGUAUCUCAGGAUACAAUGACACGGCUGUGUCAGGCAAGUGCCCGCGUCCCGGCUGCCAGGAGGCCUUCCUCAUCUUCCUGUGUGUGAUCUGUGCCUGCAGUAUGAUCGGAGCCAUGGCCCAGACGCCCUCCGUCAUCAUCCUCAUCAGAUCUGUGAGCCCCGAGCUGAAGUCUUACGCUCUUGGAGUUCUUUUUCUGUUACUGCGCCUGUUAGGGUUCAUUCCUCCUCCUUUGAUAUUUGGCACGGGGAUCGAUUCCACAUGCCUCCUCUGGAGCACCAAGUGCGGGGAGAGAGGCGCCUGUCUGCUGUAUGACAACGUGAGAUACCGGCACCUGUACGUCAGCAUGGCCAUCGUCCUCAAGGUCGUGGCGUUCCUCCUCUACACAACCACCUGGCAAUGCUUGCGCAGAAACUACAAGAAAUACAUUAAAAACCACGAGGGAUAUGUUACGCCCACGGAAAUAUUCUCGUCCACCGUCAAUCUAGACAGUCUCGAAAAGGACUCAGAGCCAAGUCAACAGGACUAAAUUUAUUUAUAACCUGGAGGAUCAUGAGUGGUGUGAAAAUAUGGAGUCUGUUUUAUAGUGGCUUCAGGCAAAUUCAAGCAUCGUUCUGCUGAAGGAUCAUCCUUUGAGUUGGUCUCUUAUUUCAGGAUGUGCGGGACUGUUGUUGCGCUUUAUUGUAAACUCCUUCAAACUCUUCUACUGGGUCCAUCUUGUGUCUAGAAGUAUGGUGCCAGUACAAUGUUGUAGUAGUUAGCUAAAGGAGUCUACUUCAGUGCCUGACUGUGUAGCUGCUUUGCUAACUUCACACAGCUGUGCAUUAGCUCAACUGUUUCUACAAUUUUUUGUUCAAGUAAAUAAAUGAACUAUAUAUACAACUAAGAUAAGCAAGUUUAACUCGUCGCCUAUCAUCCGGCUGGUUGAUGCUGUUUAUGUUCCCAUCCCAGUCCCUUAUUAUUAUGGGGAUCAUUUAGUACAUCACAAACAGUUUAUUAAUACUAAUAUAUAAUUCUGAACUACAUUCUGCAAUUAUAUAUAUAUAUAUAUAUAUAUAUAUAUAUAUAUAUAUACAUGAAAACAUCAAUUAUUUCUCAAAACGUUCAAAGGGAUGUUUUGAGAGAUGUUUAUUAUUUUAUUUGUAAGUGCUUUUUGCAGCAUUUGCUUUCUGCUGUUGUUAAUUUAUGUUGUUUAUUAAGGCCUAUAUAAAGGUUAUUGAUACUGUACAUUAUUAGCAUCUUUAUAAAUUUGUGCAAUAAUGGGAGAGUGUAUUUUUUAGAUAGAGAGUGAGACAUUUGUAGUUUUAUUAAUGAAUAAAAGAAUGCCUCUUUAUUCAGAUGACAAUAACGGCGUUUGGGACUAGACUUUGGGAAUAUUGUGACCUACAAUAUGACUGACAUCAGAGGAGAAGUAUUUGGAAAAGGCAAUUUGAUUAAAUGGCAGAAAACUAUUGCCAUUCAUGAUGAGUGUUGCUCUGAGCAAAUAACGUUCUGAUGAUCAGGCUGGGCCUUGGCAUUUAUGACUUGGAUGAAAAAUACAAUUUUACACAAUUAUAAUGUUACAUGUAAAGUGUGUUUCAGCUUUGGAUUGAGAUUAAACUGUUUUAUUUCACUUCACUGCAAUAAGACAUGGCUCUGUGGGUUCUUAGAAGAUUAAAAAUAGUGCUGGAUACGAAAAGACACUUGGCGAUGAAAAUUGUUCAGGAUGAAUUUCUGAUUUCAAAUUAUUUGAAUUUCCUAUAAAGCUUCAAAGCACACCAAUCUUGUUUUACAGGAGUUUUUUUUAUGGCAAAAUAACGUUUAUUUUAUUCUGCAAAUAAAUAAUUUUUCAGAAAAUC